UCGCCAACAGGGGGCGUUACAGUACCCUUCUACCUCACUGCCCUUCCAACAGCAUCGCUCACCUUCAGCCGGACUGACUCACCCAAGACAGAAAAGGCAGACAUCUUAUAUUGCUUUCAGAGAAGCGAGGACACAUUUUCAUCUGUUUUUUUAAUGAUGUAGGCCGGUCGUUUGGCGUUUUGACGACUAAUUAGCGCCGUUCCUGCUCACUGCGACACGGAAACGCCGCUGGCUUCGUUUGCCUUUUCGACGCUUAAAUAGUCUAGAAAAAAAACUAAGAAAGAGCAACCGAAGCUUUUUUACAGUCUCCUUGGAAGAAGAAGGAGCGACCUGUGUGGAUCUCUUGUCGUAUAUUUUGUUUUGUUCUUUUCUCGACGCCUCGGCUUCAGGCCGCCACCAGCAUCUUCGUCAGCAUCCCCCUCCUCGUCCUCUUCAUCCUCCUCCUCCAACCUGCGCCAUGGCCGACGUCCCAGCCGAGUGCAACAUAAAAGUGCUGUGUCGCUUUCGCCCUCUCAACCAGUCCGAGAUCAUUCGGGGGGAUCUCUUUCUGCCCAAAUUCCAAGGAGAUGACACUGUCGUUGUCGCGGGCAAGUCCUACGUAUUUGAUCGAGUGUUUCCAACCAACACCACCCAGGAGCAAGUGUACAACACCUGUGCUAAGCAGAUUGUAAAGGAUGUGCUGGGUGGCUACAAUGGCACCAUCUUCGCGUAUGGACAAACCUCUUCUGGCAAGACUCACACCAUGGAGGGCAAGCUGCACGACCCUCACCAGAUGGGCAUCAUCCCUCGCAUUGCAGAGGACAUCUUCAACCACAUCUUUGCCAUGGAUGAAAACCUGGAAUUCCACAUCAAGGUUUCAUAUUUUGAAAUCUACAUGGACAAAAUUCGUGACUUGCUGGAUGUGACAAAGACCAACCUGUCUGUCCACGAGGAUAAAAACCGUGUGCCAUAUGUCAAGGGAUGCACCGAGCGCUUUGUCUCCAGCCCGGAUGAGGUGAUGGACGUGAUUGACGAGGGCAAAUCAAACCGCCAUGUUGCCGUUACCAACAUGAAUGAGCACAGCUCUCGCAGCCAUAGUAUCUUCCUCAUCAACAUCAAGCAGGAGCACGUGGAGACCGAGCAGAAGCUUUGCGGCAAACUCUAUCUAGUGGACCUGGCAGGAAGCGAGAAGGUCAGUAAGACGGGGGCUGCAGGAGCCGUGCUGGAUGAGGCCAAAAACAUCAACAAGUCUCUGUCGGCCCUGGGAAAUGUCAUCUCGGCUUUGGCUGAGGGCACGAAAAGCCACGUGCCGUACCGUGACAGCAAAAUGACCCGCAUCCUGCAGGACUCUCUCGGUGGGAAUUGUCGUACCACCAUGUUCAUCUGCUGCUCACCCUCAAGCUAUAACGACGCAGAGACAAAGUCCACACUGAUGUUUGGACAACGUGCUAAGACCAUUCGAAACACGGCCUCCAUCAACUUGGAACUGACAGCUGAGCAGUGGAAGAGGAAGUACGAAAAGGAGAAGGAGAAGAACAAGACGUUGAAGGACAGCAUGCAAAAGCUGGAGGCUGAGCUCAACCGCUGGAGGAAUGGGGAGGAUGUACCCGAGACGGAGAGGACCCAACCGGAGAUCGUGACCCGUUAUGAGUCGGUGGAAGAGCGGCCCGUCUUGGAUAAUGACACCUCUUCCAUUGUGGUCCGUAUUUCUGAGGAAGAGCGCCAAAAAUAUGAAGAGGAGAUCCGCAAACUGUACAAGCAGCUGGAUGACAAGGACGAUGAGAUCAACCUGCAGUGUCAGCUGGUGGAGAAACUGAAGCAGCAAAUGUUGGAUCAGGACGAGCUCUUGGCGUCUUCGCGUGGGGAUGGCGACAAAGUGCAGGCGGAGCUCGGCAGGCUGCAAGUGGAAAGCGACUGCGCUAAGGCGGAGGUGAAGGAGGUGCUGCAGGCUCUGGAGGAGCUGGCUAUCAACUAUGACCAAAAAAGCCAGGAGGUGGAGGAGAAAGGCCUGCAAAACCAACUGCUGGCCGACCAGCUGUCCCAGAAAAUGGCGAGUUUGAUGGAGCUGGAGGCGGAGCUAUCUCGCAUGCAGGAAGUGAGCGGUCAGCAGAGGAAGCGUAUUGCCGACGUCCUCAACGGGCUGAUGAGGGACCUGAGCGAGUUCAGCUCCAUUGUGGGCAAUGGCGAAAUCAAGCUGCCGGUGGAGAUCAGCGGCGCCAUCGAGGAGGAGUUCACAGUGGCGCGCCUCUACAUCAGCAAGAUCAAGUCGGAGGUGAAGAGCAUGGUUAAACGUUGCCGGCAGCUGGAGAACAUGCAGCUGGAGUGCCACCGCAAGAUGGAGGAGACUGGGAGAGAGCUCUCCUCAUGCCACCUUCUCAUCUCUCAGCAUGAAGCUAAGAUCCGCUCGUUGACUGAGUACAUGCAGAGCGUAGAGCAUAAGAAGAGGCUGCUGGAGGAGAGUCACGACUCUCUAAGCGAAGAGUUGGCCAAGCUGCAAGACCAAGAUAAUUCUCUUCUGGAGGACAAAGAUGGAGAGAAGGGAGAGACUGAAGAUGGAAAUGUGAAGAAGAUUACCCGCCAGCAGGGCGAGUCUCACCGUGGCCUCCAUCACAAGCAGCUGGCGCGUCUGCGUGAUGAGAUCAAUGAGAAACAGAGGCUCAUCGACGAACUCACCGAUCGCAAUUCCAAGAUGGAGCUGGAGCUGGCUCAGGUUCGCUCCGACUUUGAGCGUCUGAAGAGUCAGGACAAUACCAAGAGCGAGCGCCUGGAGGAGCUCUCAUUCCUGCACGAGCGCCAUGAGCAGACUAAACAGGAUCUGAAGGGUCUGGAAGAGACUGUCGCCCGUGAACUCCAGACCCUCCACAACCUUCGCAAGCUGUUUGUUCAAGACCUCACGUCGCGGGUUAAAAAAAGUUCCGAAAUGGAACCUGAUGAUAGCGGGGGGUCUUGCACCCAGAAGCAGAAGAUUUCCUUUCUUGAGAAUAACCUGGACCAACUUACAAAGGUUCACAAACAGCUGGUUCGUGACAAUGCAGAUCUGCGUUGUGAGCUUCCAAAGCUGGAGAAACGUCUUCGGUCUACUGCUGAGAGAGUUAAGGCCCUGGAGACUGCACUGAGGGAUGCCAAGGAGGGCGCCAUGAUGGACCGCCGUCGCUACCAGCAGGAAGUUGACCGCAUAAAAGACGCCAUGAGGGCGAAAAACGCCCUACGACGCCCUCAUGCCGCGCAAAUUGCCAAGCCCGUGAGGCCGAAGCAAAUGCCUGUCUGCUCUCCCAGCAACCCAUUCUACUCGUACAUCCGGGCCACCGAGCAGGCCAACACCUACAGCAACGCCGUCUUUCAGAGCAACUUGACGCCGAACAACUCCGCUAGCAUCAACUGCAACCCGAACUCUGUUCAGACCAACACAGUUUCAACAGCACUGGGCUACCGAGCAGGCAGAUACAAUGGCGACAUACUGGAAUCCUUCCCACUUAACAUUGACAACGCAGGAAACAGCAUCAGUGACUCAAGAGACAUCAAUGACAACAGGAGUGAUGUGCACUGUGGCAGCGAGGUGGACGAUUCAAAUAGACACUUCAUCGUUCACCAGGAGACAGCUGCAAGUUAAUACCGAGGUGAUGACCAAACACUGUACAUGUUGGAGGAACCGCACCCUCGACCCCACCAAUCUGCAUGCUGCCUUCCUCUAGCCGUUCCCCCACCGUAUCGCCAGUGACUACGAUGACGAUGGUGACCUCUAGCUUUGUAGUCCUUUAAGUAGAUAAAUCUUCUCCUCUUCCUUCUUUAAGCCCCACCCAUUUACUUCGAAUAGGCGGGCGGCCAACAGUUAAGUCAGUACAGGAAAUUAUUUUUUUGUAAAUAAAAAAUGCUGCAGUCCCGAAACUUAAUCAAGUUGCCCCUGGGAUAUUUUGGACUCGAACUCUUGCAGUAAAGUAGUGGUUUAUACUCUAGUUGAGAUUAUUUUGACCAGCAUCUUUUUGUGUUAAUGUACAACUUCCCUUCUGUACAUGUCGUCUUCUUAAAGGGCCUCAUGUGGUAAAUAGGGCCACGGUGUCCCUAAUGCCUGCACCUAACAAAAGUCCUCCCCGCCCCCAAAAUAACAACACACACGUACACAGCAUGCACGUCACUUAGCGGGUUAGCUUCCAAAUAUUUGCAUGUGUUUUGAUUCCAGUCAGGAGUGAGCCGUCCAGUUGACCUCUCCGGAUAUGUAACAGAAAGUGAAAGGCAACGAAUGUAUGGCCUCGCUGACCAAAUGCAGAUUUUCUGUCUCCCACGAGACCUGGUUUGGAUGUCAGUGUAAGGAGAAAAAAAAACGAGGAAUUGGAUAUCUUCAGAUCUGCAGCAGCCCUCAAGUUUGAAAAAAAUAUAUAUAUAAAUGCGUGACUGCAGCGUAAAUGGACUGAUCAGAUAUUCCCGGUCACUACAAAUCAGACAUCAUCAAAAUAUGCCGUCCAAUGACUUACACUGACACGUCUACCCAAAAUACACGACAGGACAAAGUUUAAAAAACAAUGCUCUGUUUUUAUUUGAUUUUUUUACGUGUGGUUUGCGUUAUUUGGAAAGUAGGAAGCAGAUCUGAUAUACAAUAAGCACAAAAGUGGAAUCGGGAGCUAAUUCCGCCAAGGAGUGCUCCUCGUCAUCCCUUUUCUGAUACCGGCGCUUUGUUUAAAGCAAAUGUCUUCGUAGGUGUCUUCAUGCGGCAUAUAAAGUCAUCACCCACAAACUGCCCUCCUCUUAAAGGGCAAAAGAAGAAUAGAUCGGUAAAUCAUUUAUGUGCUUUAAUAUUGUGACGCUUCAGUUUGUUGCCAUUGCAGGGCGCAUUUACUGCUGCUGUUAUGCACACUUUUGUCAAUGUUUACUGUUUUGGAGAAUUUCACAAACUAAUUUUCAUCAUCCGUGUAAAUUCAUUGGAAAAUAUUUGAAAAGCUGGCAAGUGUUUCAGUCUUUCAUUGAGAACCAAGAAAAGUCCAAAUGCGGACAGAACAUGUUUACGAAAGUCCCCAGCUGAGCAGUCACCAGUCUGGUUUGGACCGGCAGGAACGUGUUUGUUGUAUGACAAUUCACGCUGUGAUUCUUCUGUCCUAAAUCCUGACCAACCAAUCAGGAGGGAAGAACACUGCAUGUUGUAAGGGAAUAAGAUGCAUGAUGUGGAUUCAGCUCAGUGAAAUUAAAGACUAAAGGAACACACCAAAUUAUACGCUUUCACACAUAUGGCUCUUCAUGUCUGAAUUUUAUUAUGAAAAUUGAAAUAUUAUCCACGAAAAAAUUUGGAAAAUGUGGAAAAAUAGCCUUAUCAUUUUCAAUGUUAACACAUUGACCUGCACCAGGAUUUAAUUUACACUCUCCCACUACAUUCCCCCCGUCACUAUAUGAGGAGUGUUUCAACUUGAUCAGAGCCUGCAAUUUGUCCAAGCAGACUCUCUAUUUGACAUCAUGUUGCAAAUAUGAUCUACUGUAUGUGAAGACGAUACGUCAAAAGAAAAUGGGUUUGUACAUUACAGUACUGUCUCUGCUAUUUCCACUGUCUGGUUUAAACAUAUCUUAUAUGUAUACAGUAUAUAUAUGUGCUAUUUAUUGUUCAUCUUGUAAUUAGAGAGACAUAGUGACCUGCAAGAGAUUGCUACGUUGGAAAUAAAAACAUAUUGGUUCUAUUUAUUUCCGUAGGCCUGUACUGUAGCGUUAACAUCCUAUGAUAACCACUGUGCAAGACUCCCGUUUGUAAAUAUCCGUAUGUACCACAUUGUAUGUGACCCAUCGUGUUGUCGUUCAAGUUCAAUAAAUUUGGGAGAACGGGA
Hippocampus zosterae (dwarf seahorse) is the source of this 5780-nucleotide messenger RNA. It is a transcript of the gene kif5aa, whose product is annotated as kinesin family member 5A, a. Gene Ontology annotation, molecular function: microtubule motor activity; microtubule binding; ATP binding. The transcript is spliced from 29 exons. NCBI's taxonomy places the organism in Eukaryota, Metazoa, Chordata, Actinopteri, Syngnathiformes, Syngnathidae. The record is from RefSeq and is a predicted model, not a curated record. Gene Ontology annotation, biological process: microtubule-based movement. The coding region runs from base 458 to 3589 and encodes 1043 amino acids.